Molecule: messenger RNA, 995 nt
Organism: Folsomia candida
Lineage: Eukaryota; Metazoa; Arthropoda; Collembola; Entomobryomorpha; Isotomidae
Exons: 5
Coding region: 1-870 (289 amino acids)
Source: RefSeq, a predicted model, not a curated record
AUGGCCCCGGCGAGCGGAUUUUUGGAGGAAAGGCUUACAAAUAAGCGAAAAAAAAUCUCCGAUAAAAAACUUCUGUCUACUUCAGCUACAAAGUGUAACGAAUUGGAUUUGCCCGUUUUGAAUUGGAUAUCUGAUGACGAGGAUGAUGAUCCAGAUCCGGAGGAAGGAAUUCUGGAGUAUAUUCGCCAGAAUUUUGGAACUGAUGUUGACUCGGCAAUGAAAAAUACCGUUUUUCAACGUCGCACAGUGAUACGCCGACUUAACGCGGUAAAUGUAGAUAUUCUGGAUAAUUUAGUAGUAUCCAUGCCUCGACUUUUCGAUACAGAGGGGAUGAUAACUCAAGAUUUCGAUUGCCGUCAUCCUGCACUGGCCUUCGUGAUGUACGACCGGUGGCCAAGGGUAUCUCGAAAAAUCCUGGAAUAUGCAGAAGAGAGUGGAAUCGACUACUUGAAAAAAUUCGGUGUGAUGAAGAGUCGUUAUGACCUGUCCUCCGAUGACGUUACAAUACUGGCUUAUUGCGUAUUGCCGUUUGUGCUUCCAUCGUGUGGCCGACGGGCCGCAUCCGACAACUUGGAGGACCAGUUUGACGAUGGAGAACUGCCUAUGGUGACUACGAGAGGAAAACGUAAGGCAAAAGCCGCUGGUCGUCCCCCCAAGAAAACCAUGUCGAUUCUGAAAGCGUCGGACUUGGACGUAUACAAAAGCAUGUUUGUUGUAAAACCGAAAAAUACUCAUGUAGCCGAAAUUCUUAAGAUGAACACACACCAAGCUCCGUUUUUACUUGCCCUGGGGACUAUGGCCGAUCUGCAGUUUGAUUCAUUUUUUAUCAUCAUUCAUAAGGUUGCCAUUCCAUGCGGUUCAAAAUUUUGAAAGCCUUUGACUCAUUGACUAAGAUUUUCACCGUGUUGCCACUUCCGUUUCCAGUUGAAUCGUUUAACCAUUGGUUAUUUAUUUAUCACGGUGUAUUUGGUAAACCUUGCCAAUCAAAUCUUCCA